AUGAUUUGGAACAAUCGUCGUCGUCGUCGUCAUCGUUGUCCGAAAAAAGCGAUCAAAUGCGAUUGGAAUUUCUGGUGGACAUAUGAUGGAAUUUCUGGUCCAGAAUUCUGGGGCAUAUUGAAUCCAGAUUGGUUUCUUUGUAACAAAGGUCAUCGCCAAUCACCGAUUGAUAUAAAACCAGGAUUAUUGUUAUAUGAUCCAAAUUUAAAGAGUAUAUUUAUUAAUAAAAACAGAGUAAAUGGAUAUAUCGAAAAUGAUGGACAUAGUGUCGUCUUUCAUAGUCAUUAUUAUAGUUAUAAUAAUCAAAGUGAUAUCACCACCACCACCAAUAACAACAACAACAAUAAUGAUAAUCUAAUACCACCACCAGUAACAAUAAAUGGUGGUCCAUUAUCAUAUUCAUAUAUUUUUCAUUCAUUACAUAUCCAUUUUGGUCUGGUCGAUUCAUAUGGUUCAGAGCAUUUAAUUUCCGGUUUUCAAUUUCCCGGUGAAAUUCAAUUGAUUGGUUAUAAUUCUGAUCUAUAUGAAAAUUAUGAAGAAGCAUCAACCAAACCUAAUGGCCUUGUUGGUAUAGCCAUCUUUCUUAAACAAGAAUCAAAAAGUUCAGCCGGAAUUGAAAUCCUAACAUCACAACUUAAUCAUAUCGUUUAUCGAGGUCAAAAGACGGCUAUAAAAUCAUUAAGUUUACGUGAAUUAUUACCUGAUGAUCAGAAUUAUGUAACCUAUGAUGGUUCACUAACAACACCAUCAUGUGAUGAAGUUGUAACAUGGAUUGUUAUCAACAAGCCUUUGUCAAUCACCAAAGAACAGCUCCAAUCCCUACGUUUUUUGAUGCAAGGUAGCAUCGAUGUUCCUAAAGCUCCAUUGGGCAAUAAUUUUCGGCCAACACAAUCGAUAAAUGAUCGUGUUAUUCGUACAAACAUUGAAUUCAAACAAUCAUCAAAGGAUAGAAACUGUCCUACAAUGAAACAGAAUGUCCAAUAUGAAAUCAAUCAAAAAUUAUGGAACGUAAGAUGAUGUGUGUGUGAUGGUAAUCAUUGGAAUUCUGGGCAAUAAUCAUUGGAAUCAAUCCAUCCAACAUACGAAUGAUUCAUUUUCACAUUGUAUAUCUUCAUUCAUUCAUCCAUAUUCGUCAUUAGAUGUAAUCCGUUUUUAUUUAUAUUCGUAUUCUUGACAAUGACAAUUGAUAGCAUAAACAUACACACACACACCCACACACAAAACGAAAAAUAUACACUUUUAGCCCAUCAUAUAUAAACGAUUAAUCAUGAAAUAGAUAAUAAUCAAUUAAAAUAAUUCUGAUAACUCAA
Dermatophagoides farinae (American house dust mite) is the source of this 1310-nucleotide messenger RNA. The record is from RefSeq and is a predicted model, not a curated record. Lineage: Eukaryota; Metazoa; Arthropoda; Arachnida; Sarcoptiformes; Pyroglyphidae.